GGGAAAAGAAGACGUCAUAGCCAAAUUGUACAAAAGUAAUGCUGCUUAUUGGGCAACAAAAGAAUUUACACCGGAAAUGAUUGACUACGCAUGUGCAGAUGUACGGAUUUUGAUACCCGAGGUGUAUGAGAAAAUGAAAAGCAUACUUGACGAUAAGGAUCUCUGGAGACGUUUCAGGGAAAGGGUAGAUUACGAGCUGAACUUUCGAUGGAACGAAGCAGUGACGUCAGACAGAGAUGAAUUCAUGUCAGUCGUGAAGAAGGUUCUGCGCCAGUUUGAAUCGAAGUACACAAGCGAUACCGCUUUUGCUGAUAUUUCGGAUGAAGAUGAUAUUCAAGCUCUGAGACAGGUCCGAAUCACAGAAAUUGACGAGUUCCCUGUUCGUGUCAGGAGGUUGAAUAUCGAAUUUCUGAAGAACGAGCUGAAGACGAUAGAAGAAGAGAUGACUUCACAAGGGGACUCCUUCAUUGCGACUUUAUCUCACUUGAAUAUGUUAUUUGCAGCAAAGAGAAGCAACAACUUGGAACUGAAGAACUUGGCUCAAAGACUACAGCAAAGAGCUAAUGACAUACUCAAGAAAGACAUGGUCGUCAAAUACACGGAGCUAACUCCAAACGACCAUCUCCAAGAUGAAGAGAGAAGGUUAUUACGAGAUCUCCCUGUCUCAACCGGAACCAGCUCAGCUGUCAACCCCGUCCUCCGCCAUCUUUACAACGUCGUCAUCGACAGCGACGUGGAGGGAAUGGAGACUCUGAGGCAGAAGUUCCAGCGUGAAGGCAGUCGUUUCAGACUUCAGACCUGGGGUUCCUGCCAGGCUUAA
Messenger RNA from Haliotis rubra (blacklip abalone), 820 nucleotides. RefSeq lists its product as uncharacterized. NCBI's taxonomy places the organism in Eukaryota, Metazoa, Mollusca, Gastropoda, Lepetellida, Haliotidae. The record is from RefSeq and is a predicted model, not a curated record. Bases 77 to 820 code for a protein of 247 amino acids. The transcript has 3 exons.